Molecule: messenger RNA, 2850 nt
Organism: Camarhynchus parvulus
Lineage: Eukaryota; Metazoa; Chordata; Aves; Passeriformes; Thraupidae
Product: signal-induced proliferation-associated 1-like protein 3
Exons: 4
Coding region: 1378-2835 (485 amino acids)
Biological process (GO): epithelial cell morphogenesis; establishment of epithelial cell polarity; activation of GTPase activity
Cellular component (GO): plasma membrane; cytoplasm; Golgi apparatus
Molecular function (GO): GTPase activator activity
Source: RefSeq, a predicted model, not a curated record
CCCCCCUUCAUUGGCCGGGGCGCUCGCGCCGCUUCCGCCGCGCCCCCACAUUGGCCGCAGCGCUCGCGCCGCCGGUGAGUGACAAGCGCCCCCCAUUCCCCCUCAGCCCUCAGACCCCCGCCGGGCGCGGGGGCGGCGGGAGGGGGGGGGGAAAUUCGCUGCUGCCGCCGGCGCUUCCGCCGCUUCCGCCGUUCUCCGCCCUCCCACCAUGCGCCGCCGCCGCCGAUUCCUGUCUUCUCCUGGUGUCCUCCUGCCAUGACCUCCUGGACCUUCUGGACCUCUGCACCUCCUCAAUCUUCUGAACCUCCUUGACAUCCUGGACCUUCUGGAUCUUCUGAACCUUCUGCACCUUCUGGACCUUCUGGAUCUUCUGAACCUCCUGGAUCUUCUGAACCUCCUGGAUCUUCUGAACCUUCUGCACCUCCUGGAUCUUCUGGAUCUCUGCACCUCCUCGAUCUUCUGAACCUCCUUGACCUCCUGGACCUUCUGGAUCUUCUGGACCUCCUGGACCUUCUGGAUCUUCUGGAUCUUCUGAACCUCCUGGAUCUUCUGGAUCUCUGGACCUCCUCGAUCUUCUGAACCUCCUGGACCUCCUCGAUCUUCUGAACCUUCUGCACCUCCUGGACCUUCUGGAUCUUCUGAACCUCCUGGAUCUUCUGAACCUUCUGCACCUCCUGCAUCUUCUGGAUCUCUGCACCUCCUCGAUCUUCUGAACCUCCUGGACCUUCUGGACCUUCUGGAUCUCUGGACCUUCUCGGUCUUCUGAACCUCCUGGACCUCCUGGACCUCCUGGACCUUCUGGAUCUCUGGACCUUCUCGAUCUUCUGAACCUCCUUGACCUCCUGGACCUUCUGGAUCUUCUGAACCUUCUGGACCUUCUGGAUCUCUGCACCUCCUCGAUCUUCUGAACCUCCUUGACCUCCUGGAUCUUCUGAACCUUCUGCACCUCCUGGACCUCCCAGACCUCCAGGACCUCUGGGACCUCCUGCACUUCUUGGACCUCGUGGAUCUUCUGAACCUUCUGCACCUCCAGGACCUUCUGAACCUCCUGGAUCUUCUGCACCUCCUGCACCUCCUGGAUCUUCUGAAUCCUCCUGGACCUCCCAGAACUUCUGGACCUCCAGGAUCUUCUCAACCUCCUGGAUCUCUGGACCUCCUGCACCUCUUGGACCUCCUGGAUCUCCUGGAUCUUCUCAACCUCCUGGACCUCCUGGAUCUUUGGACCUCUUGGAUCUCCUGCACUUCCCAGACCUCCAGGACCUCGUGGAUCUCCUUGACCUCCUGGAUCUUCUGAACCUCCUGCACCUCCUGGAUCUUCUCAACCUUCUGGACCUCCUGGAUCUCCUGGAUCUCCUAAAUCCCAACUUUUCUGUUGGGAUGAUGAAUUCCCAACGUUCCGAAAUCCCCCCGGUGCCCAAGAUGGGCGUCCGCGCCCGCGUGGCCGAGUGGCCUCCGCGCUCCAAAGAAUAUUCCGGAAACUCACGGAACUUCCUCCCGCCUUCUCAGUCGUCUUUCAAACCUUUCCAUCGAAGGUUGAUCCCUCAUUUGAAAGAUUUGGAAUUCCAAGAAGGAUUUUUAGGAAUUCCGUUGAGACAAAGAAGCAGCAGCGAGGUCACUUUGAGCGAAUGCGACCCCGAAGAAAUCCCGGAAAUCCGCGGGAAUUCCGGGGAAUUCCUCGGAUUAUUCCGGGAAUACGGCAGCACCUCCUCCAUCGACAUCCAAGGAAUUCCGGAACAAAGCUUUUUCGAAAUGCUCAACGAAUUCCGAACUAAAAAACCCCCAAACCCCCAAAACCCCGAGCAACCCCAACCCCACAAAGAAAAACGGCGCCGUUGUUUAAAACCCGACGAUUCCAUCUUCAAAAAACUCCUCAACCCCAAAGAUCCCGAAGAUCCCAAACUCCCCGAAGCUCCGAAAUCUUGGAUUUGGCGCAAAAGUUUCGCUCACUUCGACGUUCAGAGCGUUUUGUUCGAGGCCGUUUCCGUCGGCGCCGCCGCGGGGACUCAGCGGCGCAACACGACCACGGGAGCUUCCGCCGCUUCGGCCGGAUCCGACCCCAACUUCUCCAGCAUGGAAAAUUUAAAUUCCAAGGAAAACCUGGAGCAGGAUUUAGGCGACAACACCAGCAACGAUUUAUUGUUGAGCUGCCCUCAUUUCCGCAACGAGAUCGGCGGUGGCCGAGGCGAACGCGACGUCAGUUUUUCCAAAUCUGCCUUUUCUUCUUCUUCGUCAUCGUCGUCGUCUUCAUCUUCUCCUCCUCCUCCUCCUUCUGGAAUUUUGCUGGAAUCUGGGAGUUUUUUGAAGGUGUCCAACGCCGGAGUUUCCGUUUUGGAGUUUCCUAAGGAGGAGCAAAGGAAUCCCGAGAGGGUUCGGAGUUACAGCGUGGAGCACGCGGACCUGGGAGCCACCUACUACCGGGACUAUUUCCAUGGCAAAGAACACUCCAAUUAUUUCGGGUUGGACGAGAAGCUGGGCCCGGUGGCCGUGAGCGUCCGGCGCGAGCGCCUGGAGGAGCCCUCGGAGCACGGCCCCCAGUUCCAGCACCGCCUCAUCUUCCGCACCAGCCAGCUCGUCACCCUCCGUGGCUCCAUCCUCGAGGACGCCGUCCCCAGCACGGCCAAGGCCGGCUCCGUGCGCGGGAUCCCCCUGCGCGAGCUGCUGGAAUUCGUCCUGCCCGAGCUCAACAUCCACUGCCUGCGCCUGGCCCUGGCCACCCCCAAGGUCCCCGAGCAGCUCCUCAAGCUGGACGAGCAGGGGGUGAGAAUUCCUGGAAUUUUGGGAAUUUUUGGGGAAUUUUUUAGGGAUUUUUUGGGGAUUUUUCGUCAAUUUUGCUGAAUUUUUUGGGGAUUU